Zeugodacus cucurbitae (melon fly) is the source of this 3762-nucleotide messenger RNA. RefSeq lists its product as uncharacterized. Bases 586 to 2340 code for a protein of 584 amino acids. Gene Ontology annotation, molecular function: protein serine/threonine phosphatase inhibitor activity. The transcript is spliced from 5 exons. The record is from RefSeq and is a predicted model, not a curated record. Lineage: Eukaryota; Metazoa; Arthropoda; Insecta; Diptera; Tephritidae.
GACAAUCGCUGUAUUAUAGAAGUUUAUGAGUGACUGAAAUAAGUAGCAGAGAUGUCAGCAGCCACACAAUUUUCGCAUUUUUCAAAGGCAAAAAAAGUAUUUAAAUCGUGCAAAUUCUUAAUGAAUUAUAGUUUCUGAACAAUUUUUGAAUAUUGAGUGAAAGAUUUGAUAGGUUUUUGUAAAAAGAACUAUUCGAUUACACAGUGAAAACUACCAGUGAAAUUGGUGUGGUCGAAGAUUUUACGUAGUUAACCGAGGAAGAGUUCGUGCGUAUGCGUAAGCAAAAAAGGGAGAAAGGAUAACAUUUCACAGGUGGCAACACUAACAUAAACGAAACGCUUUCAGCAGAGGGGUUGAGUAUAUUUAACAGCUCAGCAGGUUGAGAACUGACCGAAUGAUUGCCUGUGUCUAUCCGUGUCUGGGUUUCCCAACAUCAUCUGCAAGUGCCCAGUCGUGCAUAGUCCCAGAAAUAAUUAUGUUCUUUUCUUAAAUAGUGCGGCAGAAAAUAUCUUUGAGCAUUCUUCAAGUGACAGCAGUGUGUCGUAUAUCAAAACUAUAAAAAGAAACAAACAUAGCAUACAUACAAUGGAUGUAGGAGAAAUAAUUCAAACAGCUGAUGGACCUCCACAAACAAUAAGUUCAGAAUUAAUAAAAAAUUCUACUGAAUCAACAAGCAAUAUUCCUCCAAGUUGUGGCCAAAUUGGGGAAAGUGAAACAACUUCUGGAUCAGCUAUACCAUUAAAUAAUAGCAAAACUCUAAAACGUUGUUUGAGUGUACCAAUUUUACGCGCUGGUCCUUCAUUCACAUCAAUGACCACUCGAGCUGCUGCUGCAGCUAUGGCGAUGCGUGGAGUUGGAAAUACAGCUAAUUCUGUGGGUGGAAGCAAUCCAAAAGAGGCACUAUCAACACCAACAAAACAUCAAACAUUUAACAAGCGUGAGCCCGUUGUUGAUGUAUCAACUGUAAACAACUUUGGACAUAAUAUACACAUUGGAAUACCACGUUCAAAUCCUUCCUCCAGGGAAGUUUCGCCGGCGCCAGUGUUCAACAUAUUUGCACCACGUGCCCGUCGUUACUCGGCCAGUUACACACCUCAUGGAGCAGCUGGCGUAGCAGGCAACUCAAAUGCAGCAAGUGGAUUGCCGCUUUGUCUCACUCCACGUGUCUCCCAGUUGAGACAAGAGGAAUGUGUCGACAUGUUGAAUACGCGCGAAGCAAAUCAUGAACGUGAACUACAUAGUGCCAUGCAAAUGUCCCAAAGUUGGGAGGACUUAACUCUGGUUGCUGAAAAUUGGUCUUGUAAAUCAGAGGACUUAAGUAAUCCACUCCAGGUUUCCUUACCAUCUGGGGUCACAAGUUGUUCGAGUCCAAGCCCCACAAAUAAUCGAGCUGGAAUGCGGCUCCCAUAUGGCUUGUCACCAUCACCAACAAGACGCACUUUCGCUACUAGGCGAUCAAUGUCACCCAUAGCUAUGCGGCCAUCGCAAUUAGGGCCUGUUAAGCGCAAGUUUGAGUUGGAUGAAGGUAGUACAGGAAGUAAUUGGAAUGUGUACUCCCAACCACCAUUGAAGAAAAUAUUUACGGAGAGUCGUGGUUCUUCACCAGUUUGCCAAUCCCCUUCCUCAAUAUGCCCCAGUCCGGAUUCUGGUACAUACGAUGGGCGAAUAACACCAAAACUAUUCAUAUCCAAGCUGUGCACCAAUAAUACAAACAACAAUUCAGCAUGUUCAUCACCGAGCAGCAGCGUCAGUGGUGGGAUCAUCGACUCAACAACUACCUCAGGGAUAUGCUCCUCUGGCUCUUCAACGGCUUCCUCCAUAUCUGGUGGCAGCGAGCCAAUGUGCAUUGGGAAUGUGGGAAUGGAUGAAGGCAUUUCGGUGGCAGAAAGUAACGAAAAACAUAGAAUUAACAGAAUUUCAACAACCAGUGCUUCCUCUCGAAGCAGCAUUGACACAAAUACAGCUGGUGAAGUGCAAGCAAUGGCCACCGAUAUGCAGGAUGAUGCCACACUAUUGGAUGACAUGAAGAGUGAGACAUCGUCCAUCGGGGGGUGCUCCAGCAUCAGCAUCGAGUCAUCUUCCUGCGACAGCGCCUCCAAGGCUGCUGCAAGCUUCCUUAAUAGACUGAACGUUGAUGAUAUUAGCACAAGUCCGCUGGCUGUACAAAAAAGCUACUACAUCAACAAACAGGGCUCGACUGGUAACAAAAAGUUCAUCGUUAGCAGUGUAAGCAGCGAACCAACCGAAAGUAUUAACGUAACUAGUACCAACGUUAACUCCUCUACACUAACCGUAAACUCAUCGGACAUUGUGUCUUCAGCAUGCACAAACGGACCGUAAAUCAGUGAGAUAUUGUUUGUUUGCACAAUAAAUUAAGUUAAUAAUUAAUCAGAGGAGGAUUUCUAAACUUGUUUUUAGUUUUCUCCAUUCGUAUUUUGCCCUCGAUAUUACACAAGUAGUUGGCUAGAAAGUACUAGGAUUAUAGAGAAAAAAGUUCGAUGUUAAGUUGACAUAGAUAUAUUUGCCCGCCAUCAUUUAUUGUUAUCAACUCAUUUUUGUAGAGUUUAGUUAUCCCUUCUAAUUCAUGUCAUAGUCCAUUUACUGUAAAUUUAUUUUGUCUAUAAGUCAGACUGCGCGUAUUUGGCAGUCAUUUCAUUUCACUUUCAUUUAGUAGUUAUACUGUUAUUUUUAAGUCUGUAAUGUAUGUAUAUGUAUAUAAAUUAUAAUAAUUUAUGUAAACAAAAAGUGGAUUUCACUAAUUAAUGAUAUGAAGAAAAUUGUUUCUUUUUUGUUUGGUUUAUAUUUGAUAUCUGAUUUAUGAAUAUAUUUAUUAAUUUACGUCACACCCUGAUUAACAAUAUGUGAUUGUUUUUGUAAAAUAAACUAAAUGAUCAAUCGCACAUUGGUUAGUUGGUUUUUGGUUAGAGGAAAGAUUUCGACUGAAUGGAUCCGUUAUGACGAAUACUUAAGUUAAUUCUAUUAUUAUCUUCGGACUUGUUAUUAACGUGUAGCUCUUAUAACAAUUUUGGUUUAUACUUUCGAGUUGAAAAAAGUUAAAAAAAAGUUGCGAUAUUUGCAGAAUAUGACACUUUAAAUAUGUUAGAGGAUUAUGCGUAAAGUAUCCCUUGAGUUACUGUUUGUAACUUUUAAGAACUAAUAAAUUAAAAACAAUUAUAAAUUCAAUAAAAUAUGUGUACUUUAUUUUAUAAAGAAUUUGCAAUAUCAUGGUAUACAUGUAAACGUGGUAUAAAUAUACAUAUUUCUAUAAAAUAUACACUAUCAUUAAUUUUUAUACCAAAAAGGUUUUUUUUUUGUUUUUGAGAAUCACAAGUGUUUUUCAUGUUUCAAUUUCAAGUAACAACAUUCGAGACUGUUUAUAGAGAAAGAGCGUAUACUAUGAAAGCUGUAGGCCCAACAAUUUAAGGAACAUGGGAGUAAAAAAAGAUAAACUAAUAGUAUAUCUAAGUAAAAAAUAAAAUAAUGUUUAUGCUCUACUGAGAACUUAUUGCACUAAAUUUGGAUUAAAUAUUUAAGAAAUUGCAUGCGGAUUUUCGACUUUACAAUCAAAUUGUCUCAGACACAAAUUAUUCAUAAUUUUUUUUAUCAAAAGUCACUACGUUGCUUUAGCUGCAUUUCUCGAAAUCCAUAGCUGUAUUUUAUACUCUAUACCUUAUCAUAUGUAAUCUCAUAAUACUUUUACUUUUUCUUGGGGAUAAUAUUUUGUAUAAAUACGAAAUUAAAUACUAAAAUGGAAUGUCACUG